AUGUCCAGUGCCCUUCAGCUACUGCUUCUUCUUGCUAGUCUUGCAGCCUCCAUCAAUGGCCAAGAGUUCAUAUUUCACAGCAGCUUGAGGCUUGAUGGUGUUACUGAAAUCAUGCCUGACGGAUCAGCCGUGCAGGUCAACUCAACAGGCCUAGUAAAGGGUCAAGUAUUUUAUGCACAACCGUUGAAGAUCAGGCCAUCCCAGACCAGCAAUAGCAUCUUUUCCUUUUCAACCACCUUUGUGUUUUCAAUGAGAAUUGAAGACCAACUUGCUGAAAUCAGUGAGGAAGGAUUAUCGUUCAUCAUGUCUUCCUCAAAGUGGCUACCUCUCUACAGCUUGGUGCCUGAAGGAGGAGAUAGGAAACUGGAAGAUUCAUCGUCACUGAUUUCGAUCAACUUCAAGGCUAGCCAAGAUUGGAUGGGCAUCGAAAAUAAUCAUCUUGAGGUCACGAUCAAUGGUGCUCCAGUAGUGAAGCAUUCUCCACUGGGAUUUUACAGAAAAUCUAGUGACGAAUUAUGGAGAGUAAGGAUCACAAAAUCAGGGCAGAUGAGUCAAGUUUGGCUGGAUUAUGAUGGGAUGAAGAGAGAAAUAAGUGUUACAGUAGCUCCAGUUAGCUCAUCAGCCCCUGAAAGACAUUCAUUUUCUUAUCCUCUGGACAUCGAACCAUACUUUUCUGAUGACAUUUUUGUUGGAUUAUCAACUUCUAAGCUCGUAAAACCUUUAGCUUCCAAGCACUACUUGUUGGGUUGGAGCAUGAAGGUGAAUGGCAAAGCACAAAAUCUUGAUCUGGAUGAGAUGAUAGAGAACAAUCAAAAUGAGGUUUUUGGGAUCACUCCAGGAAUUGAGGAAUUCCAGAGAUUUACAUGUUUCAGCUGCCUCGAAAAAUAUUUAAGCAGGAUGAAUUGUACUACUGAGCAAAUUGAAGUCCUAGAAGGCCAGUGCAUGAUGAUCAAUCACGGUAUUAUGUAA
Coffea eugenioides is the source of this 969-nucleotide messenger RNA. RefSeq names its product L-type lectin-domain containing receptor kinase V.9-like. NCBI's taxonomy places the organism in Eukaryota, Viridiplantae, Streptophyta, Magnoliopsida, Gentianales, Rubiaceae. The record is from RefSeq and is a predicted model, not a curated record. Gene Ontology annotation, molecular function: carbohydrate binding. The transcript has a single exon. The coding region runs from base 1 to 969 and encodes 322 amino acids.